GUGCUAGCCUACCCACGAAGAAACGAGCCUGUCUAGUGUCGUGACGAAUAGUGAUACAGUGCAGCGGAGUGUCUCGCGCUGAAGCGUUCCUGGGGUGAACCGUACAAUAUACUUAGCAGUAUAGUAGCGUCUGGCGGUGUCCAAUGGUCGGGCAUGAGUGGUCGUGGGCGCGGCGAGCGGUGUGUGCGGCUGUGAACUGAACCAGCGGCGAUGCGCAUCCAGGCCGGACUCGUGGCUGGCGUAAGGCGGCGUUGAGGCGCGACGCAGGUAGAUGUCGAGUGAGGGAUGGUCCCGGCGCAGGGACCGGUCACCGUUGAGGUUUAUGUCCGUGUCCCUCGGAAGAUGCGCUGCCGGAUUUAGACAUCGAUUUGGAGUCGUUCUUCGCGGGUCGUGGCGCUUUCGUGUCGUCGGCGGGCAGGGACUGUUCGAGACUUGGAGAUGUGCGUCCGAACAAGAGCACGUAGAGACUCACCUCGAGCACUACAGACUCGUCGGACUCGGUCGUCGAAGCAGGCGACUCGGGUCGGGGUGUCUGGCGCCGGCGGGCUUCUCGGGUGGUGCGGGCGAUCGCGCGCUGGGCACGCUCCUUUCUUCGCCUGCGCUGGCGAAUGUUGACCCACACGACGGUCGCGACGACUCCGAGGAUCACGAAGACUACGGAGGAGCGGGGAAUCAGCCGAGGGUGGGCUGGCAGUGCCUGGGCGACGCACCAAUGACGAUCACCACGGCGAUGACCCAGCCGCUGCUCUCUGGCGAGGGCGGUGUGCCGUCGUCGUCCUGGUCGUCGCCGUCGCUGCAGGGAGGAGCGCGUCGGGUCAGCGCUGCUCGGAGCGGGAGGUUCAGCCACCCGAGAGUCACCUGACUUACUCUCUUGUGAUCGGGCGCGCUGCUGCUGCGAGCGCCCAGGGAAGGAGGGUAGCGGGAACGGCGGGGAGAGUGCGGAGGC
Molecule: messenger RNA, 946 nt
Organism: Rhodofomes roseus
Lineage: Eukaryota; Fungi; Basidiomycota; Agaricomycetes; Polyporales; Fomitopsidaceae
Exons: 1
Coding region: 272-862 (196 amino acids)
Source: RefSeq, a predicted model, not a curated record